UGAAAUUUCAACUGUCGCAAGUCUCGUUUAGAACCUGCUGUUGACAUUGUUUACGUUUUUACAACAUGUUGAUAUUGACACCGUUUGUAUUAUGACAGCUGACAACACGAUGUUAUUGAUACACUUGUGACAUUUAAAUGGCCGUGAUUUACUUCAAUAAGAUCUUGGUUGUUGAUAUUUAAUGUUCGAUUGAUUCCGUACAUUAUGAGUGGGAUGAAGCUGGCGUCGGCCGGCGACGAUAUCAAACUAUGGGAUGUCGAUUCGUCUUUUUCGCUGGUACAACAGUUCAAUCCUCACGAUCACAACGUUUCCAAAGUUUGCUGGAGUCAUGACAAUAGUUAUUUAUCCAGUGUGUCAAAUUCUAGUGACAAGCUCUCGUUGACUGCUGUGAAAAACUCAUCCGUAUCAAUACUUGAUUUAAAAUUUGUGACUGGAAGAGGUUUCUUGGAUUUUAAUUCAACAUCUCGCUAUAUCGUCAGUGGAAUUGACCAGGCCAUCAGUGUUUGGGACCUUAAAGUGAGGAGUCUACGCAAAACUUACAAGGGCCACACUGGAACGGUGACAUGUGCUAAGUUUAACUGGAAUGAUACGUACAUCGCUUCAGGCUCUGACACAGGGGAGAUAAUUGUGUACAAUGCUGUAUCGGGACAAGGCUGCAGUCCAAUGGUUGCUCCUAAGGCACAGGCUGUUAAGGAGAUUCAAUACAGUCACUUUAAGAAGUCAUUACUGGGUUCAGCAUCAGAUGAUGGGGCUGUUAACCUGUGGGAUACCAACACACGUCGUCUUAUCCACAGUUUCAGUGAUGCCCACCGUGCACCUGCCACUGGCAUUAACUUCUCUCCCAUCAACGCAAUAUUCCUUAUAUCUGUUGGCCUUGACAAGCGCAUUAUCUGCUAUGAUCUGGAAGGCAAGAAGUAUCCAAAGGUGAUUGUAGCAGAAAGUCCCCUCACUUCUGUGGAUGUAAUGCCUGAUGGUGCAACAGUUGCCGUUGGAUCUACACGUGGCAAAAUAUACAUUUAUGACCUUCGCCAAGGUGACACACCUGUUAAAGUCAUGAAUGCCCAUAAGUCAUCAGUCCAGUGUCUGCGGUUCACCAACAACAUACAGUCUGAGUCUCUGAGUAAAAGUGGGUCAAAGAUUGCCAACAGUAAGGAUGUGUCGCCACCCAAUAGACGACAGCUCCCUCAAGCUCCAGCAGACUCCUCUAACAUCACAGUUGAGAAAACAGAUUAUGGUCCCAGAAGGAUGGAUGGGAGCUUGCCUGACAAUGACACUUUUUCUCCUGUCAAGGACUCCCAUGCUAACUCACUGACUGGGUAUAGUGACCGAGAAGCAGAGCAAAUGUCAAAUUCUGGCUCAAAUCUGGGAUCCUUCCUCCGUCAGGACAAUCAGUCAUCAAGUGGCAUCUUCUCACCUCUUGCUGAUGCAGGAAGCUGCAACUAUCAUGAAAAUAUUGGUGUGUCUCCACUUUUCACCAACCACAGCAAUAAUCUUACCCCAUCCUGGAACACACCGGUCUCUGACAGCAACACAUACGGUUUGACGGUCAAUGGAUCAAGGUCUCAACAAGAUAACUACUACAGCAGUAGUAAGUUUUCUUCGCCUCCUGGAAUGGGUACUCCAUCCAGUGCAAGCCAUGGUAAUCAACGCAACAUUCAAGACAGUGUCAUGUCAAAUGGAGGAAGUCCAUAUUUGCAAAAUGGUAUAUCAAGGUCAAAGAGCCAAGGUCAAGGUCAAUCUCAUGUGUACAGGUCUAGUACUAGUCCUAGUCGCUCCACCCCUUCACAUGUUGGAGCAGAGGUUGCCCCAAGGGUCAGUCCAUCUCGUCCAACUGGUAUCAGUGCAUCACCAAGCAUUCCUGUGUUAAAUCUGGAUGAUUCACCAGGAAGUUGUGCAGGGGCAGAUAACUCUGGAGUGAAACAGUUCCCUUCCCCAGAGGGUGUGAAUGCUGUGACCAGUGUGUAUUCUGCAUCAGUAGAUGCAACUUCACAGCAUCUGACACAUAGGGGUAAGGAUUCAUAUAACCUAUCACACAGGAGUCAAAUUUCACAGGACACAUUUAAUGGGGGCCAAAGUUCAGAAAAUGUCUUGCAGGGAAGUUAUGGUUCACAAAAUCAGGCAUAUGGAAGCAAGAGUUUAGAAGAAGGUCAAAAGUUGGAGGUAGGACCACAAGCUUUACCAGCAGGGAACUUCCAGACACAGGUGUUAAGGAAUUUAAUACGUGAUGAGCUAGAGGACUUUUACGACCAGAUGCAUCGUGAAAUGCAGAAUCUACAGGUGGAGAUGAUCCGCCAAUUCCAAAUUCAACAGAACGAGGUAAACAGCUUGUUGCAGCAUUACUCUGUAAAUCAGGAUCUGGUGGCUGAGGUAGAGAAACUACGCGAAGAAAACAAACGACUGAAAAAACAUUUCUGAUGUUUCUAGAGUUAAAACAAAGGACUCCCCAACAAAUUUAGGAGAGAAUUUAUUCCAGAAACAUCUGUGAUGUAUAGAGAUGUGCCUUGAAUUAUAAAGAAUAUUUCUUCUUUCUUUCAGUACAGCAUUCAAUGAAUCAACAGAGCUCAUUAAAUCUUUAAAUGUAUGAUUUCUUAUUUGAUACAAUAACAUAGAAGUGAAAUGUUAGUUAUGAUGGUACUUUUUAUACUUCUGAAUGUAACAACCCACUAGCAACAUAAAUACAUAAAAAUGGAAGCCUAUUAACAUCAAUCUGUCUUAAGUGAAAUUAGGUAUACAAAGUUUUGUUUAGUUUCACCACCAGUCACUACACUGCUGUUAUCAAGUCAACAUUUGAUCAGUUACCAAAUGGUAGAUCAAUAUUUUGGAGUACAUCUAUCCUUUCUAUGUCUUUUGUAGUAAUCGUUUUGAUCCACAUAACAAGCUGCUUUAUCCUUGCCUUUAGAUAUAGAAUGAUGGCUGUGUAUUUUGGCCGCUACCACCUAUAGAAAAAGAAACUCAGUUUUCAUUAUGUCUCUUGUAACAUUUAAAGAAAUGCCUCUUUGAUUAACUGUUCCCAUAUUCUUAAUUUGAACUCUUAGUGUUAUUUAACAAAUUCACAAUCCAACAUAGACAAAGCCUUUUCAAUG
This is a messenger RNA of Ylistrum balloti, 3083 nucleotides long. Its product is annotated as protein NEDD1-like. Gene Ontology annotation, molecular function: gamma-tubulin binding. The transcript is spliced from 13 exons. The record is from RefSeq and is a predicted model, not a curated record. Gene Ontology annotation, biological process: mitotic cell cycle; microtubule nucleation. Lineage: Eukaryota; Metazoa; Mollusca; Bivalvia; Pectinida; Pectinidae. Bases 205 to 2415 code for a protein of 736 amino acids. Gene Ontology annotation, cellular component: centriole; pericentriolar material; ciliary basal body.